CAAGGAGAAGCUAUUGGUUCCGUAUCGCUUUCCCUUUGCUCAGGCACUCGGGGGAGGAGGUGUUUGCAUUUCUCCGCAGGACCAGCUCGCUUUGCAGAGCAUUGUCUGGCGAUGGCAAAUUCCUUCACGGCCAGGAGCUGGCCGCCCAUCCCCUGAGCAAAGGCAGCCUGGACAUGACCGGCAGGCAGAUCUUGAUGUGAAGACCUCAAAAUAUCAGCAGAGCCUUUGCUUCAGCCCUAAUCUCAGUGUUAAUGAGCAAAACUUGUCCAAAAUUAGGAGAGAAGAUGGCCAUCAACUGGAAGGUCUGCUUCUUCAGCCUCGUAUUGCUUCCUGUGGUUGCAGCAACCCAUUCCAACUGCAUCAUCAAAAAGGAGCAAGAGACUUGUCUGGAGAAGAUCCGGAGGGCGACGGCCCUGAACCCUCUCAAUGAUUCCUCUCCAGGUUGCCCAGGAAUGUGGGACAAUAUCACAUGCUGGAAACCUGCAAGUGUGGGAGAAAUUGUCUUUGUCAAGUGUCCUGCACUCUUCAGAUUUAUCAUCUCUGAAGAUGGUUGGGAAGUGGAUAAUUUGGGGCAAACUCAUGCAGGUGAUUAUGACCUGCUGGAAAGCACAGCCCAGUCUCUCCUAGGGGACAUCAGCAGGAAUUGCACUGAGGAUGGCUGGUCUGAACCUUUCCCUCAUUAUUAUGAUGCCUGCGGCUUCGAUGAAAACGAAACAGAGUCUGAUAACCAGGAUUACUACUAUCUCUCAGUGAAGGCUCUGUACACGGUGGGAUACAGCACUUCCCUGGUUUCCCUCACCACUGCCAUGGUCAUCCUGUGUCGCUUCAGGAAGCUUCACUGCACACGGAAUUUCAUCCACAUGAACCUUUUUGUUUCGUUCAUCCUCCGUGCAAUAUCUGUGUUCAUCAAGGACGGGGUUCUUUAUGCUGAGCAGGAUGGAAACCACUGCUUCAUCUCCACGGUGGAAUGCAAAGCAGUGAUGGUGUUUUUUCACUACUGCGUCAUGUCCAACUACUUCUGGCUGUUCAUAGAGGGGCUGUACCUCUUCACUUUGCUGGUGGAGACCUUCUUCCCAGAGAGGAGAUAUUUCUACUGGUACACAAUCAUUGGCUGGGGUACCCCAACAAUUUGUGUCACUGUCUGGGCAGUGCUGAGGCUCCACUUCGAUGACACUGGCUGCUGGGACAUGAAUGACAACACUGCCUUGUGGUGGGUGAUCAAGGGUCCCGUGGUUGGGUCCAUCAUGAUAAACUUUGUGCUUUUUAUUGGCAUAAUUGUGAUACUUGUGCAGAAACUCCAGUCACCUGACAUCGGGGGCAAUGAAUCCAGCAUUUACUUCACCCUCCCUCUUCCUCCCAGAUGCAGCUGCAGUCCCUGCCCAGGACACUUGCGCAGCUGCGUUCAGAAAUGCUACUGUAAGCCUAAGAGGGCUAACCAGCACUCUUGCAAGAUGUCAGAACUAUCAACCAUUACCCUGAGACUGGCUCGCUCCACCCUGCUGCUGAUCCCUUUGUUUGGAAUUCACUACACGGUGUUUGCCUUUUCUCCUGAGAACGUCAGUAAGAGGGAGAGGCUGGUGUUUGAAUUGGGACUGGGAUCCUUCCAGGGUUUUGUUGUUGCUGUUCUCUACUGCUUCUUGAAUGGGGAGUUUCUCCCUAAAGGUGCAAUCAGAAAUAAAGAGAAAAUGGAGGAGCUGGAAAGUCAACCGGUAUUUUGCUGUGGAUUUCAAACAUCGCCAUCCUUCUCUAGCGAGCAGCGGAGUGAACGGGGGGACACAACUCUCCAUUCUGAGCAAGAGCAGCUCUCAGAUUCGGAUGUCCAGCAUAAAUGCAGAGAACCUGGCGACAUGAGCAGCUGAGGAGAGCAAAGCAACCAACGAGCAAACCAAAAACCAUCCCUUGAAAAAGAAAAAAAUGAAAUAAUAGUUUUGGUGGUGGUGCAGGUCUCAU
Molecule: messenger RNA, 1950 nt
Organism: Zonotrichia albicollis (white-throated sparrow)
Lineage: Eukaryota; Metazoa; Chordata; Aves; Passeriformes; Passerellidae
Source: RefSeq, a predicted model, not a curated record